AUCCUCUGCUGUGGUUCUCCUCCUUGGCCUCUGCUUGGAAAAUGUCACAUUGUAAUGGGAUCAUUCUGCGGGAAUUGUGUUGAUCUCGGGGCAUUGAAAAACGCUACCGGGGACCGCCACCGUAUCAGACAUGUGAACAGAGCAUCUAAGUUGGCUAAUACUCGCAACAAGGCCAAGAAGAGGGCGGAACUGCAUGCUUGGAUACAGGAGCAAGUGUUGAACCUCAGCAUGGGGCUUUUUAAUUCGAUACAAUGGCAACGACUUACCUGGUAUCCGAAUACCCGCCUCUAUCCAACGGUCCCGUUCGACAAGGCAACAGCCAAACCAACACGCCAUCCAACCCCAGCUGAAGUUCAAAAGGCUUGUAAAUUUGCCGAUAGAAAUUUCUACCUCAUGAAUGCUGGCCACCCGGUUCUUUUGGAUCCUCGAAAUCCAGAAUCCGUCAUUGCGAUUAUGGAUUUCACCCCGUGGAAUCGCUUAACCAAAACCGAUAAGGCGAAUCUGGAAUUUGUUUCAACCUUUCUCCACCAAACAAAGGAGUUUGUCAAUCCUGUUUCAUCUUCAACCCGCUCAUGGGGUGGGAAAAUGUGGGGAAUUGGCUGGAGGAAGUCUCAGGACAUUCUCCAGAUUUUUGGAAGAUAUAUCAAACAGUUCCCUCCUAACAAGAUGGAAAAAUAUGAUACUCUUUUUCAAAAAUCCAAACGUUCCCAACUCCUGUUCACCCCAUCUCACGUUCACCACUAA
Puccinia graminis f. sp. tritici CRL 75-36-700-3 is the source of this 744-nucleotide messenger RNA. RefSeq lists its product as uncharacterized. NCBI's taxonomy places the organism in Eukaryota, Fungi, Basidiomycota, Pucciniomycetes, Pucciniales, Pucciniaceae. The record is from RefSeq and is a predicted model, not a curated record. The transcript is spliced from 2 exons. The coding region runs from base 55 to 744 and encodes 229 amino acids.